CAAAAUGGCUGAUGUGAAGGAGACAAACUUUCUUAAACUCAUAUGGCUCUUGAUGAAAUAUGGUGCCAACGUUUUACAACACAGGAUUGAAUAUGAACUGAGAAAUCAAAAAUGACAGAAAUUGGGUGAUUUUCUUGAGGAAAGAAAACAUGAAAUUUUUCAUUUGAUGAUUUCUAAAAAUUGUUGCCAAUGCCCUGUAGGUGACGACUACAGAGGUAAACCACCUUUGCCCAAGGAUGUUCUAGGACAACUGUACGAAAAUUUAGAUCAGUGCUGUUCACCUAAAUACAGGGGCUGUUGUUGCUGCAAGCUUUCUCCUCGUACAUUUCUGAAUACACAUGUUGCUAUAUUAGACAUAACCUUCUCAAGUUGUUUGCUGAAAAAUUUUCUUAUAGAAGAUUCAAGACAGAAACAAGUUAUUGAAAACAUUCGAAAACUAAGGAAUGAUAAAGAGUUGUUACACAGAGGGAACGCCGAAGUUGACGAUGACAGCUUUGAGAGGAUUUGGCUGCAGUUAUCUAAUGCAAUAAAAGAAGUAGCUGAGAAGUGUGAGCCAUAUUUCUACACAAAGAUUAGGGAUGAAGUGGACAGUCUGAAAACAAGACCACUCUCCAAGGAAGACACCAACUCAUCAAUAAACGCGUGGAAAAAGCUACAGGAGGAGUUUGGCAGCCCAGUUGAUGGACAACAGAUUUCUGACCUCUGCCAGAAAAUGGCACAAGUUUGCGGUGAUGUAGCAGCUAUAACAAAUAAACUUCAGGAAGUGAGAUUUCAAAAGAAUAACCCUGAGCUGGAAAACGUGCUGUGUUACACCGAGUCACAGCUAAAAGCUCAUGAAUCGAAGAUCUAUGUAGAACCAAUGAGAGCGAUGCAACAUUGCCUCAAGAAUAUGGAAAAGCACAGAUUUAUCUGUAUAACAGGAGAGGCAGGAAGUGGAAAGACGAGCUUCGGACUUCAGCUGAUGCAGCAUAUAAAGAAGAAGAAUCCAGACUGUAUACCUAUCAUUCUCACAGAAAUUAGUCAGUGGUUUAGAUUUAUAUCACCGGAUAAAAAGUUUAUUAUUUUUGUUGAUGAUAUUAUAGGAAAGUCAGGUGUUAGUGAAAGGGAUUUUGCAGAAUGGCGAAAGGUUUUUGAUGCAAUGCAACUACGUGUAAGUGAUGAUUGUUUCCCUACAUUCAUUAUUUUUUCGUUACGAAAUUGUAUUUGGGGAAUAAAGAAAGAUGAGUUCAAAGAUUAUAUUUUAUUCAGCGUCUUCAAAACUUCUAAUGUCGAUUUGUCAGGUUCAGACUUUGGCAUGUCCUUCAAAGAAAAGAAAUCAAUGUUGUACAGAUAUUGUAAACUUUACAACAUUUCAGUUUGUAAGUCAGAGUUUGAAGAGAAUAGAUCUUUUGAGGUUUUUGAUCCCAGUGCUUUGUGUCUCUGUGAGGAAACUUUGAAUAAUAUUGCUCAAUCGGAAACUGUUAGUGGUUUUCCACUGUUGUGUGAAGAAUUUUUUAGCAACCCAGAGUCCUUGAAACAAAGGUCAAACUUUUUCACCAUCAAUUCAGCAUGCAACCAUUUUAAAAAUCUAGUGGAUGACUUAUUAUGCAAAAAGAUGUAUUUGCAUUAUGUUAUAUUAGUUUUGUUCUUCUUGGAGGUUUUAACAGAGAAAGCGUACUCUAUACAAGAAAUAAUGAAACGAAGAUCAAAGAUAAAGGAAAUUGCAAAGAAAAUUUAUUUGUUUCACUUCAUAUCACACCAGUUGAACAAAGCUGAAAUUCAGGGUAGCCUUAAAGAUUUACAGACCACUUUUGUACAUAGUAAAGAUGAUGGGUACAAACUUAAGCAUAUGGUUGUGUAUGAAGCAAUUUUACUGUCCUUUGGGGAGAGUUUUCCAUCUCCAUUUCUAGAACUUGUGAACAGGAAUGAUGUGUUUACGUAUGUAAGGUCACAUAAUUACAAACCAGAAAAAUGGGAGAUCUGUGUGCAUUUAGAAGAUGAUAUGACUGAAGCUCUAGCUAGAAAACUGAUAGAUAUUUUUGCUCCAAAUACUUUUGAUGCUUACACUGUUGUUUACAAGCAUCCAUCAUUUAACGAUGUACAGUUGGUGUCUUGAUUUUUGGACAUAGUGGAGGAAGAGCCUGAAUUCGGAGCUUUUGUAGAUUCUUUUGUGGCUGGGGCUUGCAGUUACAAGAGAGAUAAAUUAGCUUGUGAAACAGUCAAAAGAUUUUCCAGCUUUUUUACAUUUGACUUUGAAAUAUUGAAUGUAAUUUUGACUCAUGAUCUUAUUGAUACUUUCAAUCAAUUUAUAAAUAACUCUGAAUUUCAAAAAUCAUUUGUGGCUCAUAUUUUGGAAAAAGGUAAUGAAAACAAUCUUUUGUAUACUGCAUCUAAAAGUGGCUCUAAGAAGUGUUUUCUUGGUAUGCUUGACUUAUUGCUAUCCAGAGACAAUGAUUUAGAAACUGAUGGAGACAGUCAAGCUGUUUUAUCAACAUCUGAUGCUAGGACACUAAUACAAUCAAUUCUGUCACAUCAUGAUGAGGCUGUAGGGGCGGACUGGAGGGAGGCAUUAACAAAACUGACAGAGUUAACGGCAUCUGAUGAUUACAAACAAGACGUUUAUAAUUGUAUUGUUCUGGAGUCUCUUAGGCUUAGAAAGUAUGAUAUUACCCUGGAAUAUCUUCAAUUUAUAGAUUCUUUCAGAACUGUUGAUGUGCUUCUCUUAAUUCCUUGUUGCAUAGUCUUUGAUGGAUGUGAGGUUUUUGAUGUAUUAUGUGAAAAGUUGAGAGGGUUAAAUCUUGUGUAUGAUAAUAAGGCACUUGCUUUUAUAGCAAUACUUACUUCUAAGCAUGAAAACAUGGUCAUGAAGCUAUUACAUGAAUUCAAUAAUCAAUACGAAUAUAAGUUUACCUCCAAUGGUGGCACGAUACUACAUGCAUGUGAACAGAAUCACUUUUCUGACUCUAAUUUGCUGUUCAUUCUACAAAGACCUGAGGGAAAGUUUAUGUUUACAAAGGUAAAUGAUGAUGGACUGACCCCUGUACAGUGUAGAAGAUCUUACCCGAGAGUCAGAACAUUUCUAAGUGUGGAGAAUCUAGUCCAGUAUUCUUAUUAUGUCAGUACAACAGAUCUGUAUCCAGGUAGAGAUCAGUCUACAUAUAAACGUUUAAGUGAUGAUAUGCUGCUUCUCUUCAAAUCUGACAGUUUUA
This is a messenger RNA of Saccostrea cuccullata (small rock oyster), 3188 nucleotides long. RefSeq lists its product as uncharacterized. The coding region runs from base 167 to 2095 and encodes 642 amino acids. Lineage: Eukaryota; Metazoa; Mollusca; Bivalvia; Ostreida; Ostreidae. The transcript has 4 exons. The record is from RefSeq and is a predicted model, not a curated record.